Nyctereutes procyonoides (raccoon dog) is the source of this 1626-nucleotide messenger RNA. RefSeq names its product basic proline-rich protein-like. The record is from RefSeq and is a predicted model, not a curated record. Lineage: Eukaryota; Metazoa; Chordata; Mammalia; Carnivora; Canidae. The annotation marks the transcript as partial. The transcript is spliced from 3 exons.
CCCCCCCACCCCCCACCCCCCACCCCCCCCCCACCCCCCCCCCCCCACCCCCACCCCCCCCCCCCCCCCCCACCCCCCCCCCCCCCCCCCCCACCCCCACCACCCCCCCCCACCCCACCACCCCCCCCCCCCCCCCCACCCCCCCCCCCACCCCCCCCCCCCCCACCCCCCCCCCCCCCCACCCCCCCCCCCACCACCCCCACCCCCCCCCCACCCCCACCCCCCCCCCCCCCCCCCCCCCCCCCACCCCCCCCCCCACCCCCCCACCCCCCCCCACCCCACCCCCCCCACCCCCCCACCCCCCCCACCCCCCCCCCACCCCCCACCCCCCCCCCCCCCCCCACCCCCCCCCCACCCCCCACCACCCCCCCCCCCACCCCCACCCCCCCCACCCACCCCCACCACCCCCCCCACCCCACCCACCCCCACCCCCCCCCCCCCCACCCACCCCCACCCCCACCACCCCCCCCCCCCCCACCCCCACCCACCCCCCCACCCACCCCCCCACCCCCCACCCACCCCCCCCACCCCCCCCCCCCCCCCACCCCACCCCCCACCCACCACCACCCACCCCACCCCCCCCCCCCCCCCACCCCACCCCCCCACCCCCCACCCCCCCACCCCCACCCCCCCCCACCACCCCACCCCCCACCCCCCCCCCCACCCCCACCCCAACCCCCCCCCCCCCCACCCCCCCCCACCCCACCACCCCCCCACCCCACCCCCCCCCCCCCCCCCCCCCCACCCCCACCCCCCCCCCCCCACCCCCCCACCCCCACCCCCCCACCCCCACUCCGUACAACCACCCCACCAACCCCAAUAGCCCCCGCCCAAGACCACCACCUCCCCCCCCCCCCCCCACCCCCCCCCCCAACCCCGCCCCCCCCCCCCCCCCCCUCCCCACCACCCCCCCCCCCCCCCACCCCCCCCCCCCCCCCACCCCCCCCCCCCCCCCCCCCCCCCCCCCCCCACCCCCCACCCCCCACCCCCCCCCCACCCACCCCACCCACCCACCACACCCCCACCCCACCCCCCACCCACCCCCCCCCCCCCCCCACACCCCACCCCACCACCCCCCCCCCCCCCCCCCACCCACCCCCCCCACCACCCCCCACCCCCACCACCCCCCACCACCCCCCACCCCCCCCCCCCCCCCCACCCCCCCACCCCCCCCACCCACCCCCCCCACCCCCCCACCCACCCCCCCCCCACCCCCCCCCCCCACACCCCCCCCCCCCCCCCACACCCCCACCCCCCCCCCCACCCCCCCCACCCCACCCCCCCCCCCCCCCACCCCCACCCCCCCCACCCCCCCCCCCCCCCCCCCCCCCCACCCGCCUCACGCGGGACGACGACAGCGUCCCAGACCCCCAAACCGUGGCCCCCCCGCAGGCGCCGCCCCGAGCCCCCGCGCACAGACCUAGCCCGCGCCCCACAGACGCAAGCCCAGACCCACCCCCCCCCGGACCCCCCGCGCAUAACCGCAUCCGCCGACCCCCCGAGGACAGAACACAUCUCCGCACCCAAACAACCACCAACAAACCUAACCAACGACUGCCAGACCCCCAAGGGGCUCAAGACGCCCCCGAUGCCCGACUCACCAGAGCCACGACCCUGUCCCGGUGA